Molecule: messenger RNA, 2112 nt
Organism: Diospyros lotus (date-plum)
Lineage: Eukaryota; Viridiplantae; Streptophyta; Magnoliopsida; Ericales; Ebenaceae
Exons: 7
Coding region: 119-1969 (616 amino acids)
Biological process (GO): carbohydrate metabolic process
Cellular component (GO): chloroplast stroma
Molecular function (GO): phosphomannomutase activity
Source: RefSeq, a predicted model, not a curated record
UCUCUACAGAUAUUUUUGUCUACAUAGAUAUUACAAGCAUGAGGUUAUAGUUAUGCUUGAUAUGAAUCAUCUUAUCCUUCCAAUGAGCUGCCAAGCUUUGCACAACCGGUAAUAAUUAAUGGCUUCCACUUCGUGUUCUUCGCCGUGCCUGCAAACCAAUGCCGCCGGCAAAUCCAGCUUCCCUUUCUCUCCAGCAUCAAAUUCAAAACCCUCCCACAAAACCAUCAACUUCCCAUUGUCCCUUCCCUUAACCAAACUCAAAGCUGCAAAAUCAUCAUCAAGCACCUUCAAGUUCAAUGAGGUUGCAGUGGACGACGAAGAGAUGGACAAGAUUAGGAGGCUGCAGAAUGGGUCGGACGUUCGCGGCGUGGCCCUGGAAGGUGAGAAGGGCCGCGCAGUCGACCUUACGCCUCCGGCAGUGGAGGCUAUUGCCGAGAGCUUUGCCGAGUGGUUGAUUGGUGGGAUGGAGAAGGAGCCAAGAGGCGGCGGAGUUAGGGUUUCACUGGGGAAGGAUCCAAGGAUUUCCGGCAGAGUGUUGAGCGUCGCAGUGUUUGCGGGGCUUGCUCGGGCUGGUUGUCAAGUGUUUGACAUGGGGCUUGCUACUACGCCGGCUUGCUUCAUGAGCACAUUGUUGCCUCCAUUUGCAUAUGAUGCUUCUAUAAUGAUGACGGCAUCGCACCUACCCUACACCCGAAACGGCCUCAAGUUUUUCACGAGGAGAGGCGGGUUGACUUCGCCGGAGGUGGAGGACAUAUGCAACCGAGCAGCUCGCAAGUACGCCAAUCGGCUGGCUAAAGUGUCGACGGCACUGCCUGUCUUGCCGGCGAAGGUGAACUUCAUGAGCACUUACGCCGAGCACCUCCGAAACAUAAUCAAGGAGAGAGUGAACCAUCCACUGCAUUACGAAACUCCUCUCAAGGGCUUUCAGAUCAUAGUAAAUGCAGGAAAUGGAUCAGGAGGAUUCUUCACCUGGGAUGUUCUGGACAAGCUCGGAGCCGACACCUUCGGGUCUCUCCACCUCAACCCGGACGGCAUGUUUCCCAAUCACAUCCCCAACCCUGAGGACAAGACCGCUAUGGCCUUGACCAGAGCCGCCGUGCUGGAGAACUCGGCCGACCUCGGCAUCGUUUUCGACACCGACGUCGACCGGAGUGGCGUGGUGGACAGCGCCGGAAACCCCAUCAACGGCGACAAGCUCAUAGCCCUCAUGGCCGCCAUUGUGCUGAGAGAGCACCCCGGAACCUCCGUCGUCACUGACGCUCGCACCAGCAUGGCGCUCACCAAGUUCAUCACUGAACGGGGGGGCCACCAUUGCUUGUACCGGGUUGGCUAUAGGAAUGUGAUUGAUAAGGGAGUUCAUCUUAACGAAGAUGGGGUUGAGACCCAUCUGAUGAUGGAAACUUCUGGCCAUGGCGCCCUUAAGGAGAACCAUUUUCUUGACGAUGGUGCUUACAUGGUGGUGAAAAUCAUAAUCGAAAUGGUACGAAUGAGGCUUGAAGGAUCAAACGAAGGCAUCGGUAGUUUGAUCGAAGAUCUGGAGGAGCCAUUGGAAUCGGUAGAGCUGCGGAUGAAUGUCAUCUCUGAGCCAAGACAUGCAAAGGCAAAAGCCGUAGAAGCCAUUGAAGCAUUUAGAAACAGCAUCCAGGAAGGAAAGCUGCCUGGGUGGGAGUUAGAUUCCUGUGGAGAUUGUUGGGUCAGUGACGGCUGCCUUGUAGACUCCGAUGAUGCUCCGGCAGCCAUCGACGCUCACAUGUACAGGGCAAAAGUGUCAGAUGAAGAGCAUGGGCAACAUGGGUGGGUACACAUUCGGCAGAGUAUUCACAACCCUAAUAUUGCUGUAAAUAUGCAGUCCACACUCCCCGGUGGCUGCAAGACCAUGGCAAGAGUUCUAAGGGACAGGUUUCUGAUAGCAAGUGGAGUAGACAGAAUCCUUGACACCACCCAAAUUGAUAAAUAUGCAGAAAGUUGAUACCUGCCAAUAUACCUACUCAUAUUAACAUAAAUAAAUAUAUUCUGAUAGCAAGUGGGCGGCGGUGUGUUUGUGUGUGUGUAUGUGUGUAUGUAUGUAUGUAUGUAUAAGUGCAUGGCCAUGGCUGUACUGAGAAUUUUGGC